AUGGACGAGCCGACCGCGAGCUCGAGCGAGCCGAGACGGAAGCUUCUUCCCUCGCCCGCCAACGCACCUCACGCUCCUCCCAUCGACAAGACCGUCUCGCGUCACCCGACCCACAUCGAGCGCCUCCACACCCACCGGCUGCAACACAUCCACACCGUCGGAUCUCAGGUCGACUCCCGCUAUAGUGUCUCUUCCAAAGCCGGUCCCCUUCCCAAAUUUGGCGGCGGGAAGCCCUAUCCACCAGACAUUCCCGCCGAGCGAGAAGCCUACGUCGUCGAUUUCGAAUCCCCUACCGACCCGGUCCACCCAUUGAACUGGCCCACCGGGACCAAACUCAUUAUUUCCGCCAUUGGCGCCUUAGCAUGUCUAUGCUCAACCUUCGCCUCCAGCGUCCUUUCUGUCGCCACACCAGCAAUCGCCUCCCAUUUCGGCAUCGGUCUCGAACCCGCCUCUCUCGUGUCUGCCCUGUAUCUGGUUGGCUAUGGCGUAGGUCCUGCUAUUUGGGCUCCGCUGUCCGAGCUCCGGGGACGAAAACUUCCUCUUUUGAUCGGUCUUUUCGGCUUCUCCAUCUUCUCUAUCGCAGUCGCCGUAUCAAAGGACACACAGACGAUCAUGAUCUCGCGCUUCUUCAUGGGCGUCUUCGGCAGUUGCCCACUCGCUGUCGUCGCAGCCAUGUACGCCGACAUCUGGCGCGCUGAAGUCCGCGGGCUCGCUCUGACAGUCUUCGCUGCGGCGGUCUUCAUGGGGCCGAUGAUAGCACCGUUCAUUGGGGCGUUCACUGUGACCUCAUACUUGGGAUGGAGGUGGGAUGGGUAUUGGUCAGCCAUAAUGGGCUUUACCACUUUUCUUCUUAUUUUGGUUCUCGUGAAGGAGACAUAUCCGCCCAUUGUCCUUGUCAAUAAGGCAGAGUAUUUGAGAAGGAGGACGAGGAACUGGGCCAUCCACGCGAAACAAGAGGAGAUCGAGAUUGAUCUCAAAGAUCUGAUAUCGAAGAAUCUGUCGAGGCCGCUAAGGAUGUUGGUCGAAGAGCCUAUCCUGCUACUGAUGGGGUUCUACCUCAGCUUCGUCUACGGCCUCGUCUAUAUCUCCCUCGCAGCAUUCCCUUUUGUCUUUGUGGGGAAACACCACAUCAAACCUGGUGUGGCAGAGUUACCCUACUUGGGUAUGCUUAUCGGCAUGUUCGGUGUUGCCGGGACGAGCAUAGCAAUGAAUGGACGCUGGGUCAAGAAGUUUCACGCAAAUGGGGGUCGAGGGAUGCCGGAAUGGAGACUGCCGUUGGCUUGCGUCAGUGCGGUGAUAUUUGUGGUAGGUUUGUUCUGGUUUGGGUGGGCGGGCAAUUACGAGAGUGUGCAUUGGAUUGUGCCGACUAUUGCAGGUGUUUUUAUUGGGUACGGAUUGUUGGGAAUCUUCAUGCAGUUGAACAUGUACAUCAUCGAGUCAUAUCUAAUGUUUGCAGCAUCAGCUAUAGCAGGCAACACGAUGAUCCGAUCACUCUUCGCCGCAGCCUGUCCACUGUUCGAUCGGCAGAUGUUCGAGGCUAUGCAUGUCAACUGGGCGAUGAGUUUGCUGGGCUUUGUUGCUUUGGCUCUAGCUCCCGUUCCAUUUUUGUUCUACCGGUACGGGCCUCGAAUUAGAGGCAAGAGCAAGUGGGCACCACAGUUGCCAGUUCCGAAGAGACCAGUGGAUGAAGAAGACGGUGAAAAGAAAACAGAGGAUGAAGGUGUGGUGAUCGGCGCUGGUGACAGUACUGCUACUGGCGACGCAGAGAAGAAGGAGGUGGGCGUGUGA
Molecule: messenger RNA, 1788 nt
Organism: Cyphellophora attinorum
Lineage: Eukaryota; Fungi; Ascomycota; Eurotiomycetes; Chaetothyriales; Cyphellophoraceae
Product: putative transporter
Exons: 4
Coding region: 1-1788 (595 amino acids)
Biological process (GO): transmembrane transport
Molecular function (GO): transmembrane transporter activity
Source: RefSeq, a predicted model, not a curated record